Messenger RNA from Chlorella variabilis, 615 nucleotides. RefSeq lists its product as hypothetical. The transcript is spliced from 3 exons. The annotation marks the transcript as partial. Lineage: Eukaryota; Viridiplantae; Chlorophyta; Trebouxiophyceae; Chlorellales; Chlorellaceae. The record is from RefSeq and is a predicted model, not a curated record. Gene Ontology annotation, molecular function: ATP hydrolysis activity; ATP binding.
GUCUCGGGCUUCCUGCUGCCCGGCCAGAUGCUGUGCGUGCUGGGACCCUCUGGCUGCGGCAAGACCACCCUGUUCGACCUGCUCUCGGGGCGCAAGACGUACGGCACAGUGGAGGGCGAGAUGCUGUUUGACGGCGCGGCGCCCACGCCGUCGAUGCUGCGCCGCCACCUCGGCUAUGUGGAGCAGCAGGACACCCUGCUGGGCAUGCUGACCCCCGCCGAGAUGCUGAUGUACACGGCGGAGCUGAAGCAGCCGCGGGGCAUGCCGCGCGCCGACAAGGCGGCCGCGGUGGCAGACCUGGUGCGGCGGCUGGGCCUGCAGCGCUGCCAGCACACCGUCAUCGGCAGCGUGCUGCGCAGGGGCAUCAGUGGCGGCGAGUCCAAGCGCUGCAACAUCGGCAUCGCGCUCAUCACCAGCCCGCGCGUGCUGCUGAUUGACGAAAUCACCUCAGGGCUGGACUCCUUCUAUGGCGGCGAGGUGGCCCUGAUUGUCAAGGACCUGGCGCGCGAGGGCAUCUCAGUGGCCUGCACCAUCCACUCCCCGGCCCCCUCCGUCUUUGCCCUGUUUGACCGCGUGCUGCUGCUGCAGCGGGGGCGCACCGUGUACUUUGGUCCC